UUUCAUUUUUUUCUCCCUCUUCUCUUCUUCCUUUGACAUCUGGAGCUGUAAAGCAUUUCCUUUGUCUGACCCCCAUUUGGUGGGGGGCCAUCCGUUUUGAUCUUGCGUCUGUAUCAUGACCCUCAGGGGACAUGAGAAUGUCAUACCUCGGGUAAAAGGUUAUUCCGCCACAAUCAUCUAUGCAAUGGCUCUGGCUGCUUGUUGGAAGACCCCUGGCUGUAGUUAACUGCACUUUAGUGGAGUUUGCAGACAUCAGCUGAACUUUGCAGUGGGGUGUUGCCUUUCCCUUAUAAGGCGAAACCAACUGAGUGGAAAAGUAUUUGAAUUUGUGGUGGUACUGCUCCACUAGUCUGGAACUGGUGCUUAUCUCCACUCUUGGUUCCUCUUCUUGGUGGUGUCUGCACAGAAUUUGGCCAUUGGAAGACAAUAGUAGCUUUUAUCAGUGGGGUGUGUAGCAUGCAUAUGGUUGCAGAAGAAAAUGAAUGUUCAUGCAAGCGACUGCAGCUCACAAGAGUAGGAGGUGUCAAAGGCUGGACCUGUAUCUGCCCUCGGGUCAAAUACGCAUCCUGAGGAGAGCUGCUUUUGACACACACUGUUCAAUAUAUGCUCAUGGGAAGGCAAACGCAUUAGACACUGUAAACAAGGCUUUCAGAUGUUGGAUUUGACUUUGCUUUACUAAACUUCAAAGAGGGUUGGAUGAAAUCUGACAGCAUCAUACUGAAGAGACGGGGAUAUGUCAGUGUGGACCAAUAAUUUGAGCAUCGUUGGAGAUCACUGGUGGAGAAAACAAACAAUAUGAGACCGUUUUUCUUUGUGUCCUCUUCCCAGGCACAAUAUCUCCUCUAACUUGGAUCAGCCACCCAGAUACACCAGUUUUGCCUGUAUUCUGGAUAUUAGAGUGCUGGGACGCACCAUGACAACAGCAUCGUGGUAUCAUCGGGACAUCAGUCGCGUGCAAGCUGAAGAGCUGCUGGCUUGUGCUGGGAGAGAUGGCAGCUUCUUGGUGAGGGACAGCGAAUCUGUUCCUGGAGCCUAUGCCUUGUGUCUGCUGUUCCAGCGACAUGUUCACACAUACCGAAUCCUCCCUGAUGCAGAUGGAUUACUGGCUGUGCAGGCCACACAGGGAGUGCAGGUGAACUGUUUCCGUACUCUUGGUGAUUUAGUUGCGGGGUAUCAGCACCCCCACAAAGGUCUGGUGGCACCUUUGAUUUUCCCUGUUGUGCGUGAGACAGAGCCCAAUGAUGAGAGUUCAGAUGGUGAUGAUGAGAAGCCAGGUUCAACAUUCGCCUCUCCACCACAAGCAAUGUCCCGUACAGGCCACCCUCCGCCCUCCAGUUCAGCAGCCUCUCAUUUGCUGCUGCAGAGGCUUCAGGACCUCAGCCCAACUAGUGUAGGCUGUGAGAUCAUUCCAUUACUGAAUGAGUAUCUGCAUGAUAAUAUGUGUAUUGACCUGGAGAAUGUGAAAAGAGGAGCGUCAGGACUUCAACACUUCCAGUGCAUCCUCAGCCGUGCCUGCGACAGUCUCCACAGUGAGAUUGAUCAGACACUGUCCAGUUUGGAGACUUUAGCAAAAGUUUUUGAUUAUCCUAGUGGGCACCUCACCUUCUCCACAAUGCAGAAUACAGGGAAGAGCCCUGAAGAAAACAUGGACAAUCUACUUCACAAGCUCACUACCCUCUAUAACCUGUUGUCUUCCCUGGAGAAGAGGGUUCUCAAAGCUUUGCAAGAGGCUGUAACCAGUCAAAACUUAUCUUUGCGACCAGUCACUCCUCCUGAGGCCGUCACAGCUACAAAAAAACAGGCCAGACCCAAUCCUGUGCACAGCUUUCAGGUUAAGGUGGUCAGGUAUGGCAGGCAAAUAGUGUCGGUAGACAUAGACGCAGGAGUACUGCUAUUUGACAAGAAGGCUGGCUCAUUUGGCAUGGAGACUGUCACACAUGACAGGGUUGUGCAGUUGGUGAAGUUUCAGAGAGGACCUGCCAAGCUGAAGAUAGUCGUAGACAGUCAUCACAACCCUGCGAGAGAACUGGUCUUUGAGAGCAUAAAGAAACGAGAAGCCUUCUGUCGUCUGCUGCAGCUUAUGAAAGCUGCACACUCCCAGCAGUCUGAGCUUGACAUCAUCUCUGUGUUUGUGGGCACCUGGAACAUGGGGGGAACCCCUCCACCCAGUUCACUGCAGUCCUGGGUUACUUGCUGUGGUCUGGGUCUCACCCCAGAUGAGUCCAUUUGCUCAGUGCCUCAUGAUAUCUAUGCAGUGGGUACUCAGGACAACCCGCAGGGCGAGAGAGAGUGGGCUGAACACAUCAAAGCCACACUCCGGAAUGCAACCAAUAUUGACUUCAAACAGGUGGCAGUGCAGUCCCUUUGGAAUAUCAGACUUGCAGUGUUUGUGAAACCAGAGCACGAAGGACGCAUCACUCAAGUAAACACAGCUAGUGUAAAAACUGGCUUGGGAAACACACUUGGGAAUAAGGGUGCAGUAGGGGUUUCUCUCCUCUUUAAUGGUACCUCAAUGGGCUUUGUGAACUGCCAUCUGACUUCUGGUAGUGAUAAAGCACUCAGAAGGAACCACAAUUUUCAGGACAUCCUUAGGCUGUUGUCUCUUGGAGAAAAACAGCUCAGCACUUUUGACAUCAGCCUUCGUUUCAAUCAUCUCUUCUGGUGUGGAGACCUCAACUACCGCCUGGACCUGGAUGCACUGGACAUAUUAAAGCAUGUUUCCAAGCGAGAAUUUGAGGAGCUGAUGUCUGCAGACCAAUUGGCCAGAGAGCGGCAUAGAAGAAAAGCCUUUUUUAACUUUAAGGAGGAGAAGAUUUUGUUUCCACCCACCUAUCGGUAUGAACGUGGUUCUAGAGACUGCUAUCUAUGGCAGAAAUACAAGUCUAGUAGAGUGCAAGUCAACGGGCCUUCAUGGUGUGACCGAGUUCUGUGGAAGUCCUACCCAGAAUCUCACAUUACCUGUACCUCAUAUGGUUGCACAGAUGACAUCUUCACCAGUGAUCACUCUCCUGUUUUUGCUACUUUUGAAGUGGGUGUGAUAUCACAGUUUCCAAGAACAGGUGCAGAUUCAGGUUCAGAGAGAGCCAGCAUUGAGCUGAAGGCGAUUGAGGCCAUAGUGAAAACUGCUAGCAAGGCCAAAUUUUUCAUUGAGGUCCACUCCCGCUGUCUUGAAGAGCCUCGCCGUUCUGCCGAGAACGACUCGCAGUGCUGUGCGGUGUCAGGUUUUCUCAAACUUGGCUGGUCUUCUAAACAGUUCCCCAAGCUUCACCCAGUUUCCUCAGAUUUAGAGCACCUCCAGGAUCAGCACUUGCUGUUCUCUGUGAAGUCAUGUGAUGGCUUUGAGUCAUAUGGUGAGUGCUGUGUGGCUCUUCGCUGGGUAACAGGGAAUUUCUCAGAAUCAUUUGGGACAUGCUUGACUCACAGAGGGGAAGAGAUGGGUUCUAUUAGAGGACGAAUCAGGGUCUUUGUACCACCAGACCGCCGAAGGAUCCGGGAAAGGAUCUAUGAGUGGCUCUGUGUUAAGAAGGAUGAAAAGGAACAGACGAAGGACCAUUUGUCUCCAUCCUCCUGUGCAUUCCCUACUCAAGCUCCAUCAGUCUCACACACCACAGCCCCAAAUAGCUAUACCAAUCCUGCUUACUUCAUCUUUGAGGGGAUGCCUGUGUUGCAGAGAGUUGAAGAGAUUCCCUCACCCUGCAAAGAGUCCCAAGUAGUGUGGGCCAAAGACACUGUGAUACAGCUCCCUGUAGUGACAGGAGGUAAUAGCAAUGGCAAAAUGUCAACUCGGAGGCCAGACUUCACAGAGAUUGAGAUUCCUGGCUCCCUAGCACCCUACAAACCCUUUUGUGAGAGUCCAAGAGAACUGCCAUUGCCUGCUUCCUCUUAUCAGCUUUUCCCAGGACCAGAUGUCCCUAAUAUAUCACCAAACCAGAGACACAGGACCUCCUUAAAUCAAUCCUUUCAGUUACAAUCCCAUAAGAACAAUAUGACUCAGGAUUCAGUAUUACCAGUCAAAAAACUCACAAAUUCUUCUUAUAUGAACCAUUCCAUUUUUUCCCGGGACAUACAGAUGCCACUGAAGGAAAAAGUCCGAAAGGACUAUCAUCAUGAAGGCCGGCCUAUGCCAAUGCGAAAUGGACCAAAGCUCUACCCAUAUAUGUCCACUGGGGAUCCCAUCGAUGAAACAUCUGCACCCUGGGUAGUGGAGCAGACAAAUGCAGCUUCAGGAGACAACUCACUAACUGCCCUUCAAAUUGCAAAAUCACUGAGUGAGGUGGAUUUUCAGCCGGUAGAUAGGAAGUACCAAUUUCGUAAAAUUUCAUCUCAGCAUAGGUAUCAUGGGUAUGAUUAUGGUUUAGCUAAUGAGAGAAACUACUGCUGGGAGAAAGAGGUGUCAGUCUUGCAUGGAGCCCCAGAAACGGUGCGGGAGCUGCUUAGUACUCUUGGUCUGCAGCGCUACACUCUGGACCUCAGCCGCAAUGGCUGGGAUGAUCUUGACUACUUCAGGGGUAUUACCGAGGAGGAGCUGUGUGCAGCAGGUGUGUCCAACCCAUCUCACCGACGAAGAAUCUUGGAGAAUCUGCCCAAGAUUUGGGACUGAACACAGAGACUGGUAGACUAUCAGGUUCAGGGCAGUCUCAUGACCAAAAUGUCACCAUACUAACUUUUUGCCUGCAUCAGCAAAAUGUCAUUGUCAUGCUGUUCUCAGUUCAGUUUGGACGAUUCAGUCACAGGCUCAGCAAUCUUCGAAUUUAUUGCGCGAUUAAUAUACGUUUAGUUACAUUAUACAAUCAUAUUAACAUUUUAGAUCUCCUAACCCAACCCAACCCCAUCCCUAAACCUAACCACCAUUAAUAUAACAAGACUAUAACCAACCAACAAUGUAAAAGAUUGUGUAAGUCACAAUAAAGUACCAAAUGGCUUAUGCUGCAUUUAAAGUCUUCUGAAACCAUAAGAUAGCUCUGUGUGAGGAACAGAGUGAAACCGUUUUAAUUGCUGAAAAAUGUUCCUCAGUGUGAAAAUACAUCCAAACAUUAGGUUUGUUCGACCUGAACUGAGCCUUGCCUUACUGAUCGGCGAGAUAUGAUGCUUGCAGUAAGGGAGGAGUUGAAAAGAAAGCCGUCAAGUUGGACACCUUGUGCUUCCCGUUGUAUCAGUCACGGCAGAUUGCGAUGUUUGCUUUCUUUAUUGCAGAUGAAGUGAAUGCAACAGAAAUUCAGAUAGACAGUUGUUGGUUGUAACUUAUAAUAACCAGAAAAAACACUCAUUUGAAUAGGUUAAGUCCUGCUAAAUACAGUGCAUGUGUGAACAGGAAGAAAGUCUGAAAUAAGCCUAUAUUAUUUUAAUACCAAUAAAUAAUUUGGAUUUUUUUGUAUUAUUUUUUUUAUAUAUAUGAACAUUAUAUAUAAGAUGAAGAUUGCAUGAAAAGAGAAUUGUACUGUUUUGUGAGAGUUUAGCCAAACUGAAGGUGUCAGAAUAAACACCUUGGUAAUGGCAUACUACCAUACUACUCUUUUAAACUGAUAUGGCAGAAGUAGUAAGAGUAGUAUAGAUAGUAUGCAAUUCCGAACUUUGCCUAUGAAGUGCAUGUCAUCGGAGAGUCUGGCCAAUUACGAAUAAGCUGUGCCGUCAACAGAGGUUGUGAAGCUGCUUUGGAGAAACUGCACCGGCUGAAUCAGCCAGCUGGUUUCGUCUCUUGGUUCUUUGACGGCAAACGUCAAGGUGAGGCGGUGGUGGCACCGACUAAAGUCGAACAAAAUUUCUAACCUACAUGCACUGCUUCAAGUCAGGUGCCAACCAGCCUGCGCAGCACUCCAUGAAGUCGAACACACCUAUUAGUUUGUUGCAAUUGGUCACAUGACAAGAUCAGUCACAUGAGAUGUAAAAGCCAAUGGCAUUUCAGUGAUAAAUUGAAUUUAUGGCAUCAGAGUGGCAUUUUAGUAAUGCAGGCAAAAAGUCGCCCCAGUGACAUUUGGUCAUGAGAGUGUGUAGGUUAUAAUGGUUAUAAUCAGGUUAUAAUGUAUUUAGGAGAUUUUUUAUAAAUGAUGCAAUCAAAUUUUUUUUCUCCUUUAUGAUUACAAAAUUUUACAUUUCAUUUGUAAUAAAGUUUGCUGUAUUCAUUCAUGGCAGACUCCAGGAUAUGUAUUACCUUUUAAAUGUGCAAAAAUAAAAUGUUUGCUGGAGGAGUCCAUAGGGAUUUAGUACAGAUUGCAAAAUGUUCUCCUAUUUGCUUUUCCUUCAUAUAAAACUAUAAAACGCUCAAGACUAUUCCAGUUGCUCUCUAAUUUAUGAUGUUAGCAUUACAUUAAGUAGAUUCACCCCCCUCCCCAUAGUUUGUCCAGAUCCACUUUUGGCCAAAUAGUGCUUUAUUACUUUCAUUUAUACAUUGUUACUUUGUUAUGUAAUGUUUACUUUAGUUCAUUGUGAAGGUUUUUAUAAAGUUAUGGAAAAAGAGUUAUGUUUAACCAUCCAUGACUGCUGAAAAAUACAAAAGGUGGUCUUGAAUGAAAUGUACAAUUCUCUUUUAGAUAGAGUUGCCUUUCUCAGACAUAUAAAAACAAUGAGUCUGGAAUGUUUGUGAUUUCUUAAUAAUGUUAAGAGACACAAUAAGAUAAAAAGGAUAGAUAGACAGACAGACAGACAGACAGACAGACAGAUUGAUAGAUAGAUUAUUGGCUGAUUUUUUUCUGACUUUGUUUUGAAUCUUUUAACCACAAUAAGCAAACAAAAUCAGGUAAAGAGUAGAUGUGUGUUCUGCACGGGCUUGCAUUAACUCUCAGUCACAAGAUUAUUAUAUGGGCCAGGAACUGAAGAGUGAUAAUGAGCAGACUGCAUUCCCUGUUGAUCUAUUAACUGGCCUGCCAUUCACAUUACAUUCCUGAGUCACAAUGUCCCACUCGCAUUCUUGUACAAUUUACACACUUUCCCAGAACUGCCCCCUCUGCCUAACCAUCAGGUCAGCACAAGCAAUGCUCGCUAAUCUCCCCAGCAUGUACACAACUGAUUUUUUAUUCCAUGACAUAUCGUGAGUUGUAAUUUAAUAUGCCUUUUUUUCUUUUUCUUUUUUUUUUUUUUACAACACUAAGUGUAAGCCAUAUAUAAUUGUCGAAUUAUAUAGUAGUUUGAAAACUUAAUGGAAUAUGCAGUUUAUAACUGUAUUUAUGUCAUAAAACCAUUGUGUGAACAUUCUGUGUGAACUUUAACUCAAGGAGACAAAAGCAGUCAUGCACCCUGUUAUGGCGCUUGCACUGAUCACAAGCAGAUAAGGGUCUCUCUUGCAGUAGCCUUUUGCCCUGUUUAUUUAGAGUACUAUGCGAGGAUUUUCAUACAAGACACUUGCUCCUCUAUGUAAGACCUUGUCUUCCCUGAAGAAAACUGAUCAUAGUUUGUACUAUGCUCACUUACCAGCACACCUUACCUCUGUUAUCUGAGUGGGUGCAAUAUAAAUGUGUCUCGCUCAGACUGCUUUUGAGUGUAAUAGAUAUGUUGUAAAAGAUAAUCAGAUCCGGCAAGUGACUUUACUGCUUGCAACCACCAUCCUCUCAUUUGUUGAAUGGUACUAUUUUAAACUUUUCUUUAUUAAAUUUAAACAAAUGUGAAUCAGCUUCUGAGAGCUCACAGGAAACACUAGAUAUUUUCUCUUUAUUAUUUCUAUUUAUGCCUUUGAGGAUUCUGAAAAUGCAGUUUGCAAGGAAAGUUUAUGGGUUGUAUACACACCCCUAAGUCACACAUUUCCUCUAGUUGUAGUGGUAAAGAAAAAGUUACAAAGCUGAUAAUACUGACUCAUUAUGUAAACAGACAAAGGGUUUGUAGCUCACACAAAGUGAAAUAAAAUAUAAACUUUUUUGAUGGAUGGGCUUAUUUGGGCUCACUG
Myxocyprinus asiaticus (Chinese sucker) is the source of this 7873-nucleotide messenger RNA. Its product is annotated as phosphatidylinositol 3,4,5-trisphosphate 5-phosphatase 2B-like. NCBI's taxonomy places the organism in Eukaryota, Metazoa, Chordata, Actinopteri, Cypriniformes, Catostomidae. Gene Ontology annotation, molecular function: protein binding; phosphatase activity. Bases 914 to 4600 code for a protein of 1228 amino acids. The record is from RefSeq and is a predicted model, not a curated record. The transcript has 27 exons. Gene Ontology annotation, biological process: phosphatidylinositol dephosphorylation.